This is a messenger RNA of Salarias fasciatus (jewelled blenny), 1164 nucleotides long. RefSeq names its product major histocompatibility complex class I-related gene protein-like. The transcript has 10 exons. Gene Ontology annotation, cellular component: external side of plasma membrane. Bases 22 to 1149 code for a protein of 375 amino acids. Lineage: Eukaryota; Metazoa; Chordata; Actinopteri; Blenniiformes; Blenniidae. Gene Ontology annotation, biological process: immune response. The record is from RefSeq and is a predicted model, not a curated record.
AGAAAGAGAGGACAUGUAAAGAUGCAGCUCUUCCUGGCUCUCUUCUUUCUGCUGGGAAUCCCCAGCGGGGCUCCAGAAAUUCAUUCUCUCAAGUAUUUCUACACUGCAGCCUCCAAUGUUCCAAACUUUCCAGAGUUUGUGGUCGUUGGUUUGGUGGAUGAAGUUCAAGUUGAGCACUACGACAGCAACACCACGAGAUUUGUUCCCAAACAGGACUGGAUGAACAGAGUCACAGAAGAAGAUCCACAGUACUGGUACAGAAACACUGAGAGGUUGAUGGGAGCUCAGCAAACCUUCAAAGCAAACAUUGAGAUCUUGAAGCAGCAUUUGAACCAAAUUGGAGGUUUUCAUAUUUUCCAGAAGAUGUAUGGUUGUGAAUGGGACGAUGAAACUGAUGAAGUGAACGGAUUUCAUCAAUACGGGUAUGAUGGAGAAGAUUUCCUCGUUCUGGAUGUGAAAACAGAGACAUGGAUCGCUCCAGUUCAACAGGCUGUUCCCACCAAACACAAAUGGGAAAUUGACAAAGAAGAUUUGGCUUAUAAGAAGUACUACCUGACCCAGGAAUGUCCCGAGUGGCUGAAGAAGUAUGUGGAGUUUGGUCGGAGCUCACUGAUGAGAAAAGAUCUUCCCUCAGUGUCUCUCCUCCAGAAGACUCCCUCCUCUCCGCUCACCUGCCACACUACAGGUUUCUACCCCGACAGAGCCGACUUGUUCUGGAAGAAAGACGAGGAGGAGCUCCAUGAGGACGUGGUCAAAGGAGAGAUCCUCCCCAACCAUGACGGGAGCUUCCAGAUGAGCGUUGAUCUGGAUGUUUCAGGGCUCCAAGAUGAAGACUGGGGGAGGUACAGCUGUGUGUUUCAUCUGGCUGGAGGACAGGAAGUCUCCAAGAGACUGGACAAACGGGACAUCAGGACCAACAGGAAGACAAAUGAUGGAGGGUUUGACACUGGACUCAUUGGAGGAGUUCUGGGAGGGAUUGCUGUUCUGGCCGUGAUCGGCUGCAUCAUUGGAUUCUUCGUCUACAAGAAGAAACAUCCUAAAGGGUUCAGAGCCACUAACACCUGUGAAAUGUCCUCUUUAGCAGGAGAAGAUCCAGCCGUGAAGAAAGGUAGCAGUGAGGAGCAGAGCAUGUUAAAAACCUCUGCAUGAAAGAGGAAGAGUCCA